AUGUCGAGCGCCGACCUCUCCGGCCGCACUUUCAGCCUCGCCGAUCGCGCUUCCGAUGGCCGAUUCGCAGAACGUACCAUAGUCGCCUGCCUCAUAGGCAUUGCGUGGUACAAUGCCUUGGAAUUGAUCGUUCUGUGUUUCACAACCUUCAAGCGAUAUGGCGGGUGCUACUUCUGGUGUCUUCUCAUCGCCUCCUUCAGUAUUAUCCCAUUUGGCCUGGGAUACCUCCUCAUCAUCUAUAACAUCUACACCAAUCUGUUCCCCGUGGCGAUGGAGCUCGUCGCCUGGGUGGGAAUGGUCACGGGCCAGUCAUUGGUACUCUGGUCUCGACUCCAUCUCGUCUGCCACAACCCCAACGUCCUCCGCGCCACUCUCGCCAUGAUUAUCAUCGACGCCGUCAUCCUCCACGUCCCGGGCUCGGUUCUCGAACUGGGUAGCCACGCGACUGAAUCUGCCGUUUUCAAUUCGGGGUUCAACAUCUUCGAGCGCAUCCAGCUAGUUGGAUUCUCCAUACAAGAAAUCAUUCUCUCCGUCAUUUACGCCUGGGAGGGCGUUCGGCUCCUGAACCUUCGCCCCAGAGGCCACUAUAGAGGCACAUUAGUGCAGCUCCUGAUCGUGAACAUCGUCAUGAUUCUCAUGGACGCAGCAGUCAUUGGAGUUCAGUACUCCGGUCUAUUUGACAUCCAUGUCACUUUGAAAGCCCUGGUCUACAGCAUCAAACUUAAGCUGGAAUACGCCAUCCUGGGCAAGCUGGUCGAUAUCACCGAAAUCGGCGGCAGCACCACCGAUCCCACGGACCUGUCAGACUUUGUAGAUCUCUCAUUCCACAAUAACGGGGCGCCCCAGCCGGAUAUCGACGAGGCCCGAUUCGCGGAGACCCUAGAGAAUGGUACUCGCACGCGUGUUCGACUCUCCUCGAAAGGAUCGUCUACCAAUCCGCUCACACAUACUCUCUCUCCUGCGCAAACACCGAGUCUGACCAACUCAGAGCUUCCCCUCACCCCGGAUCCCGCAUUUUCGGAAUCCGCCGUGUCCCCCGACCGAAGCAUCACACAUAAAGCGCGCACCCACUGCGAUUGCAAAAAGGCAAGAUCAGAACCAAGUCAACAGACCUCGCAGAAGAUGACCAAAGCGCUCACUCCCCUAACAGGCGCUCAACUCACAGCUGCCGCCAGCGCAGCCCUAUCCACCCAAGCCUCCGCCCAGGACAUCCAUCAAAAGCGACCCUUCUCUGCGAUCCUCCUCGCCCCGGACAAUGAAACAAUCCUCCUGAGCUCGAACUCCCUCUCGCACGUCCGCCAUGCGGAAAGUGAACUCGCUCGCAACGCAGCGGACAACUACGACUGGACUUACCUGUCGCGCUGCACGCUUGUGUCAACCUGGGAGCCGUGCGCGAUGUGCGCCGGGGCCAUUUACUGGGCUCACAUUGGACGGCUUGUGUAUCUUGCCUCGGAGAAGGCGAUGCAGGAGAUCAUUGGGGACGGGAACGAGGAGAAUCUGACGAUGAAUUUGCCUUGUCGGGUUGUCUUUGAGAGUGGUCAGUUUGGCGUGGAGGUUAUGGGACCGCUCGUUGAGGAGGGGUGGGAGGAGAAAGUUGUUGCCGAUAGCAGACGGUAUUGGGGGUAG
Molecule: messenger RNA, 1626 nt
Organism: Penicillium olsonii
Lineage: Eukaryota; Fungi; Ascomycota; Eurotiomycetes; Eurotiales; Aspergillaceae
Source: the annotation of a GenBank genome assembly